AUAGGCCGUCAGUCUUCUACUUAGACUAUCACUACUCUCCUCCAAAGUCCUAAUCUCUCAUCAGCAGAAAAACAAAGUAGCUGUUGAUAUCAUCAACUCAGCCUCGAUUUGGCCUUUUGCUGAAGGUCGGACACAAGAAACAUUCACCAUUCCUAUGCUCUCUUAUGCUAUCUAACUACAUAAAUGGCCUCAGCCUUCUUCUCAAGAACUCUGUUUGCCCAACGCCUCAUUCAACCUUCACUUUUUCUCACACACAAGCCCCAAAUUUUCACGACUCUCUUCAAUAGGAGACCAUUUCAUUUGCAAGCCACUUCCUUCCAUUUGGCGUAUAAGAAAUCUGGUUCUGUUUUUAGUGCUAUGGCCUCAACAGGACAUUGGCCAAAAGCUUCUUUCUCAACACAGUCCAUAUCGACUAAUGAACCUGUUGUUUCAGUUGAUUGGCUACAUGCUAACCUGCGAGAGCCUGAUAUCAAGGUGUUGGAUGCAUCAUGGUACAUGCCAGAUGAGCAGAGAAAUCCACUUCAGGAAUAUCAGGUUGCCCACAUUCCUGGUGCCCUUUUCUUUGAUGUAGAUGGAAUAUCGGACCGCACAACUAAUUUGCCACACAUGUUGCCAUCAGAAGAAGCUUUUGCUGCUGCGGUAUCUGCUCUUGGUAUUGAGAACAAAAAUGGGGUUGUUGUUUAUGAUGGAAAGGGAAUUUUUAGUGCGGCUCGUGUUUGGUGGAUGUUUCGUGUUUUUGGGCAUGACAGAGUCUGGGUGUUGGAUGGAGGCCUGCCGAGAUGGCGCGCAUCAGGUUUUGAUGUUGAAUCUAGUGCUUCUAGUGAUGCAAUUUUGAAAGCAAGUGCUGCGAGUGAGGCAAUAGAGAAAGUAUACCACGGACAAGCAGUUGGGCCAAUUACAUUCCAGACUAAGUUUCAGCCUCAUCUUGUCUGGACGCUUGAACAGGUGAAGAAAAAUGUUGAGGACAAUACACAUCAACACAUAGACGCCCGUUCAAAGGCCAGGUUUGAUGGGGUUGCACCAGAGCCUCGAAAGGGAAUAAGAAGUGGUCAUGUACCAGGAAGCAAGUGCAUUCCUUUUCCCCAGAUGUUGGAUAGCUCACAGACACUCCUAUCAGCAGAUGAGCUUAAGAAGAAGUUUGAUCAAGAAGGCAUAUCUUUGGACAGCCCCGUUGUAACUUCUUGUGGCACUGGUGUGACUGCUUGCAUUCUUGCAUUGGGUUUGCAUCGACUCGGAAAGACAGAUGCUGUAGUUUAUGAUGGGUCAUGGACAGAAUGGGGAGGGGAAUCAGACACACCUGUCUUGACUACAGAGCUUGCUGCUUAACAUGCACGGAUAAGGUUUUCCUUGUUCGAUAAUCAUCCGAGACUCUGACGAAGAAGUUGUAUAGGUAAAUUUGUUACGGGAGUGUUUCAUUUCUGUGAAUUGCAAAGAAUGUUAACGUCAGUAUCCCAAAAUGAUGGCCCCUGAAUUGGUUUAUUGUGAUGAAGAAAAGUGCUAUAAAAAAAACGGCAUUGGAAUUCAAAUGUUUGUUAUCAAACCAACCUCUUAGUUAUUGGAAUUCAAAUGUUUGUUAUCAAACCAACCUCUUAGUUCUUGGAGAGUUGGAUAUAAAUGUCAUGAUGCAUGAGAUGGGAUUUAAA
Molecule: messenger RNA, 1643 nt
Organism: Cornus florida
Lineage: Eukaryota; Viridiplantae; Streptophyta; Magnoliopsida; Cornales; Cornaceae
Product: thiosulfate/3-mercaptopyruvate sulfurtransferase 1, mitochondrial-like
Exons: 12
Coding region: 184-1326 (380 amino acids)
Biological process (GO): transsulfuration
Cellular component (GO): mitochondrion
Molecular function (GO): thiosulfate-cyanide sulfurtransferase activity
Source: RefSeq, a predicted model, not a curated record